AUUUUUAAUUUGAUGACUUGGGCUGUUGUUACUAUAAAUACUUGGUUCUUUUUGUGUUACCAUUUAAUAGUGGUUGCUUUUGAUCAGGUGAUUGUCAGUGGGAAGCUAAGGGCGCAGCGUGCAAAAUCUAUGAAAUUUAAGGAUGGCUACAUGAUUUCAUCUGGUCAGCCAGUCAAAGAUUAUAUUGACUCUGCUGUGAGACGUGUACUUUUACGACAGGGGGUUCUCGGUAUCAAGGUCAAGAUUAUGCUUGAUUGGUACCCCAAGCGGAAGCAGGGCCCAACAACUCCUCUACCAGAUUUGGUCACAAUUCAUCAACCUAAGGAGGAAGCAGAGUACACGCAACCACCACCUGUAUUGGCUACCGUGAUUGAGGUCCCAGUCCCAGUGGCUUAACGCCCUUGUUGUUAAUGUCCUGAUUGUUAUUGAUGCUUUAUUAUUAAUUUCACUAAAGUGCUUUAAUUUCUUAUUUGUUGGAAAUUUUUGAUACCCUUCUCAAGUGAUGCUCAAUUUUGUUUCUCUACAGCCAUUAAUUUGUUUUAAUAUAGCUGUUAAUUUAGUUGCUUUA
Molecule: messenger RNA, 568 nt
Organism: Hevea brasiliensis (rubber tree)
Lineage: Eukaryota; Viridiplantae; Streptophyta; Magnoliopsida; Malpighiales; Euphorbiaceae
Product: 40S ribosomal protein S3-3-like
Exons: 2
Coding region: 13-396 (127 amino acids)
Biological process (GO): translation
Cellular component (GO): nucleus; cytosolic small ribosomal subunit
Molecular function (GO): structural constituent of ribosome
Source: RefSeq, a predicted model, not a curated record